Messenger RNA from Effrenium voratum, 989 nucleotides. Lineage: Eukaryota; Dinophyceae; Suessiales; Symbiodiniaceae. The record is from the annotation of a GenBank genome assembly.
UUCGUUUCCAUCCGCCGCCUCGGCCUGGCCUGGCCGUUUUCCCCCCGUUUUUCGGCCAUGGAGAGCCCGGCCGCGACCCAAGCCAAGCGCUUCACCUGCUCGGUGACCGCAGGGCUGGUGGCAGGAGCGCUUACAAACCCUACGGAGACCAUCCGAGUGAAGUGGCAGGUCCUGUCAAUGACGGAUGCUGCCGCCACCCAAACAGGCCUCGUGCAGUUUGCACGCCAGAUCCUGAAGUCCGAGGGCCUGAUGCGUGGGCUUUGGCAGCCCGGCUGCACGGCCUGGAUGGCCAGCUUUGGAGGCGCCUUCGGCGUCCGCAUGGGCAUCUAUGAAUCCGUGCGUUGCGGCGUGGAGUCUACUACCGGCGCUGACAGGAGCCCGAAGACGGCCUUCCUGGCGGGCCUGUGCACUGGCUCCCUUGCCAACUCGGUGUGCUGCCCCUUCUUCCAAGCGAAGAACCGGCUGCAGGCGCAAAGCAGUGCAUCCGAGCGGAGGAGCCUUUUGGGUGAACUGGUGGCGAUCACCAACGAGAGCGGCUUCACAGGCUUGUACAGAGGAGUACCUGCACUCUUCAUGAGGGGCGGACUCAUCGCUGGGGGCCAGCUGUUCGGCUACGAUACGACAAAGCGGUUCCUGGUCGCCCAGGGUGUGCAGGAGGGCCCAGUGGUGCACCUGGCCUCCUCCUCCGUGUCCGCCGUGACCGCGGUCAUGGCCUCCGCCCCCGCGGACGUGGUGCUGAACCGCUACCAGGCGGGCCCACGCAUCGGCAAGAGCUACGGCAGCUUGCUGGAGGUUGCCUCGGAGCUGGCCAGGAAUGAGGGGCCACUGGCCUUCUACAAGGGCGUGGUGCCCAACGUCAUCAAGUUUUUGCCGCUCUUCCUCAUGAGCAUGCCACUUUUCGAGCAGUUGCGACGUCUGGCCGGGUUGGGCUACCUGAGCUGAUGCCUGAUGGAUCAAUCAGCACGCCCCGGAAAGGAGUUGAAGGAUGA